Molecule: messenger RNA, 2925 nt
Organism: Varanus komodoensis (Komodo dragon)
Lineage: Eukaryota; Metazoa; Chordata; Lepidosauria; Squamata; Varanidae
Gene: SDC3
Product: syndecan 3
Exons: 5
Coding region: 416-1618 (400 amino acids)
Biological process (GO): cell migration
Cellular component (GO): cell surface; membrane
Source: RefSeq, a predicted model, not a curated record
AUCAGGAGCGCACGUUUCCUGCCCGGGGGAAGAAGCCGAGCGCGCUCUGAUCGUCGCACUCCGGCGCCGGCGGGGUGGAGCGGGCUGGAGGCGGGGAGGAGGCGCCGCGGCCGCCCGGACGGACAGGGGAGCUCGCGCUGCCCGCAGCCCCGGCCUGGCCUCCGCCCUCUUGCGCACCGCAUCUCUCCCGCCGAGAGAGGCGUCGCGAGCCGCGCGCGGGGGGCUCCGGCGCGCACCCUCCUCCUCCUCCUGCUCCUGCAGCCCGGGGCUUGUGGGCGCGCCGGGAACAAAGGAACGUCGCCCGGCCCGCGCCUCCUUCCUGCCGCCCCCUCCCGGUCCCGGCGGAAUCCCGACGGGCGCUGCAGCGGCCGCGGUGGGCGCCCCGAUCCGCCCUCCCUGCCCCAGGCUGGAGACGAUGCCUGCGCUGCCGCCCGCGAGGCCCCGCGGCCGGGCUGCGCUGCUGCCGCGCUUGCUGCUCCUGCUGCUGGCCGGCCACGUCGCGCGGGCUCAGAACUGGAGGAAUGAAAAUUAUGAGCAACCCAUUGACCUGGAAGGCUCUGGAGAUGAUGACCCCUUUGAAGACGAAGAAAUUGAGGGAACAGAGGAAUACUACUCGGGCUCAGGAUCAGGGUAUUUUGAGCAGCAGCCCGUGAUCAAGACGGUGGUGCAGCUCACCACGGCUGCCCCUGUGCUCCUGGCCACCACCGCAGCUGGUUUGCCCACCACAUCAGUGCAGCCCGUAGUCACCCCCUUUGCGCCACUUCCAACAGAGGAAGCCACCUCCAGCCCGGCAGUGGGCAGCCUGUCCACCACCAGAACGUCCGAGGCCGCUGCCGGCUCCACCCAGCGAGCGGCCAGCACCGCCACGGUCCAGGACAUCGCUGCGACCACGACGACCGCCACCACCGCCUCCAGCACUACCGCCACACCCAAGCCGACGACGGUCCAGGGAGCCUUGCCCCCCUUGAUCACCGUGGUAGCCACCACACAGGCCAUCACCCUGGACCCGCCAACCACUGCCACCGUGGCCAGAACAGAAGUCACUGCAGCCCCGCUGGUGACCACCAGCAUGGCAAAGACUAGCACUGUCCCACAGCCCAGCACUUCCCCGGAGCCGGACCUCGGGGAGAGGAGCAGCACGGUGCUGCAGCCCGAAAGUCCUGCGGCACCCACCCAGCCGAGCCAGGGAAAGCCUCUGAAUAUGACCCUUUCCACAGCAACGAACAAUGAGCUGGAAGUCCCCAUCAGCGGAGACUUUGAAAUCCGUGAGGAAGAGGACACGGCUCAGACAGAACUCAGUAAUGAGGUUGUUGCCCUGGUCACCCCAACAGCUGGACCAGGGCUGCGGAAGAAUGCCGAGCCGGGGCUCAUAGACAAUACGAUAGAGUCCGGAAACUCUGCUGCACAGCUUCCACAGAAAAAUAUCCUGGAAAGAAAAGAAGUGCUUAUAGCUGUGAUUGUGGGAGGAGUUGUCGGGGCUCUGUUUGCGGCCUUCCUGGUGAUGCUGCUCAUCUACCGGAUGAAAAAGAAAGACGAGGGGAGCUACACUUUGGAGGAGCCCAAGCAAGCGAGUGUCACAUACCAAAAACCUGACAAGCAGGAGGAAUUCUAUGCAUAAACCAGAACCUCGAGUGCCUCGCUAAUUCUUUCUGCCCUGAAGCCGUCCUUUUCGUAAAGAAGCAAAGCAAAACAAAUAUCUCUUUUAUUCACCCAGACUCUUUCUCUCUUUCUAAUCAAGUCUGUGAAUUUUAACAAGAUGGAUCGAAGAAACUGACAGUUUUAAAAAGUACUGCACAUUUUUUAAAAGGAAAACCCAAGUCAAAUCUUGUUCCAGCUCACAGAGUGUUUAAAGAAACCUUUGUGAGGAGCAAGCAGGUAGCACCCUCGUGGCUGUCUCCGUUGGAUGAAUGCUCGAGCUAGCAGCUUUGCCAGGGAUGUCCUGGAUUCGCACGUCCCUCAGGACUAGAGCCUUAUCUUUAAAAAGUAAACAUGAGGUGGACAGUUUCGGACUCUGGCACUUUGCAAUACACUUCAAGACAAGGGUCUGACUCAUCCCAGAGGCUCACAGCCAAAUCAAUCAAUUGUGCUGGAGCGGGGCUUGCCGACUGCUUCACAGGGGUUCUCCCAGGGUCUGCGGAAAGCACCUUUUAGGACUGUGCAUCACUUCCUUUCCAAGAGCACCUCCCUCUGUCCCAUUAUUGUUCACAACCAGACACUUGAAAGCUGUACGCCUGCAGCGGGAUUAUCCGAAAUUCGCAGAGGUUUCCUGUUAAGCCUUUUGCCAAGGUUUAUUCAGCUGGGCUUCACUGUGACACUGAAAACUUGACUUGUGCAGUAUUGCAAGCUUAGUCAGAUGACCGAGGAACAUGUUUUAGGAUGUUAUUCUUGGGGAAACAGAGAUACGUGUGUGUGUGUGUGUGUGUGUGUGUGUGUGGAGGUCGGGGUGAGAAUGCAAGCUAUCUUCUAAGUACAUAGGAAAGAGAUCCUAUUUCACAUAUCUCAACAAGUGCUGUGGUCAUUUCCUUCUUUGACAGGGUUGUGGGGGAUACGGGAAAGGCAAGAGCAGAGCAAUAUGAGACCAUAAUGCACUUAGGCAAAUCUUUGGGCUUGCAUGACUGUAAAUAAAUGGAAGCGUGGGAAAAGGAGAUGCUAGAAGUACAGAUGUAGUUGAUGUGGGAAGUCUUGUAUCCCCCAAAGCAGUAACUCCUAGGUCAGACCCAAGCAGGCAAGUAUAGCAUCGCACAGGACUCUGACCAGUCAUCAAGUUAUCUUUUCCACUGACAAGUUGGGGGAAGGAUGGGUGUCUGCUCCCAGAUCUGCGGACGAUUCAGGUGUGAAUGUUGCAGCGGGCCAGGAGCAAAAUUUCUGGUUGAUAAGGAUAAAUUGGAGCAUUGGAUUGUAUGCAAUAAAGCCAAGUAAAGCAAA